Alligator sinensis (Chinese alligator) is the source of this 6236-nucleotide messenger RNA. RefSeq names its product solute carrier family 34 member 2 (gene SLC34A2). Gene Ontology annotation, biological process: intracellular phosphate ion homeostasis; sodium-dependent phosphate transport. The record is from RefSeq and is a predicted model, not a curated record. Lineage: Eukaryota; Metazoa; Chordata; Crocodylia; Alligatoridae. Gene Ontology annotation, cellular component: vesicle; apical plasma membrane; brush border. The coding region runs from base 132 to 2144 and encodes 670 amino acids. Gene Ontology annotation, molecular function: sodium:phosphate symporter activity. The transcript is spliced from 13 exons.
UGUGAGUGUGCGCUGGUGACAGCAGACUUUGCUCAACACCUUCCUCUCUCUCUCUAUAAAUUGCAGGUUUCAGUGGAUACCUGGCUGAUCUGUUCUCGCUGUUGUUGGGGAAGAAAGAAGUGUAACAGACCAUGGCUCCUUGGCCUGAAGUGGACAAGCCUGAAGCCAAUAACUGCAUUGAUGAAUCCUCCAAGCAAACACAGCCUGUGACUGCAAAAGAUGGAGGCAAUGUGGUUUCAACAGGGAAUAUUCAGCCUGGAUAUUCUACAAUUGCCUUGAUAAAUCAGACAGGGACAGAAGAAGGUGAUGACCCUUGGACAGUGCCAGACCUUCCGGACACUGGGAUCAAGUGGUCAGAUCGGGAUAUGAAAGGAAAAAUACUCUUUAUACUCCAAGGGUUAGGAAAGCUUGUUCUCAUGCUUGGAUUACUCUAUUUAUUUGUGUGCUCCUUGGAUGUUCUAAGCUCUGGCUUCCAAUUGGUAGGAGGUAAAGCAGCUGGGGACAUUUUUCGAGAUGAUUCUGUGCUGUCAAAUCCAGUGGCUGGACUAGUGAUUGGAGUUUUGGUGACAGUCAUGGUACAAAGCUCUAGCACCUCUUCAUCUAUUAUAGUCAGCAUGGUGUCUUCUUCAUUGUUGACUGUACAAGCUGCUAUUCCUAUCAUAAUGGGGGCAAAUAUUGGUACCUCAAUUACAAACACAAUUGUGGCACUUAUGCAAGCUGGAGAAAGAAAUGAAUUUAGAAGGGCCUUUGCUGGAGCUACAGUCCACGAUUUCUUUAACUGGCUUGCAGUGUUUGUGCUGUUGCCUAUAGAAGUUGCUACUGGUUAUCUUUAUCAUCUUACUAAUGUUAUAGUUAAAUCCUUUAAUCUUGAAACGGGUGAAGAUGCCCCUCAGCUACUAAAAGUUAUCACAGAUCCUUUUACAAAGCUUAUCAUUGAGCUUGAUAAAUCUGUAAUAAAUGCAAUUGCUAUGAAUGAUGACUCUGCGAAAAAUAGAAGCCUGGUGAAGGUUUGGUGCCUAACUAACACCAAUGUGACAUUGCAGAAUGUCACUAUCCCACCCUCAGAAAACUGCACAUCUCCUGACCUUUGCUGGACUUCAGGCAACAUAACAUGGACCAUUAAAAAUAUAACUGAAGUAGACUAUAUUGAAAAAUGCAAGCAUAUCUUUGUGGAUGCAGAUCUUCCAGAUCUUGGUAUUGGUCUCAUUCUCCUUGCAUUUUCUUUGAUAACUCUCUGUGUGUGUUUGGUGAUGAUCGUUAAGCUACUGAAUUCUGUCCUUAAAGGACGAAUGGCCAGUAUCAUCAAGAAGACUAUCAAUACUGAUUUCCCAUAUCCUUUUACAUGGCUUGCUGGAUACCUGGCAAUGGUGGUUGGAGCUGGUAUGACCUUCAUUGUCCAAAGUAGUUCUGUUUUUACAUCUGCUAUUACACCACUGGUUGGUAUUGGCGUUAUAAGCAUUCAACGUGCUUAUCCUCUUACCUUAGGAUCUAACAUUGGUACAACUACAACAGCUAUACUUGCAGCUUUAGCAAGUCCAGGAAGUACAUUACAGUAUUCAUUACAGAUCGCCCUGUGCCACUUUUUUUUCAAUAUUUCUGGAAUUAUUCUUUUUUAUCCAAUACCUUACACCAGGCUCCCCAUCCACCUGGCCAAGGUUUUGGGGAACAUAACAGCCACAUACAGAUGGUUUUCAGGUUUUUAUCUCUUCAUCUGCUUCUUUUUUAUACCUGUGGGUGUCCUAUUCCUGUCAAUGGCUGGCUGGCAAGUCCUCUUGGGCGUUUGUGGUCCCAUACUACUUUUAUUUAUUGCAGUGGUGGUAAUUAAUAUUCUACAGUCUAAAAAGCCACAUAUACUGCCUGCAAAGCUCCAGAACUGGGACUACCUUCCCUUGUGGAUGCGAUCCCUGCAGCCAUGGGAUGAUAUGAUAACGUCUUCAAUGACCUUCUGUAGAGAACGCUGCUGCUGCUACUGCAAGGCCUGCAAACGCAACAGGGAAGAGGCGGCUGUCAAAGACAGGCAGAUAAAGGCCCUGGAAGUUUAUGAAAACACCGUUGCAAUGGCUUGUGAUGAAAACCGUGUUCCAAAACCACAGCCUGCAGCUGGUUCACAGCCUGCAAUGGGCUCUAACAACACAGCCUUAUAGUAGGAGAUCAACCUGCAUUAACAAAGACACAGUAUAGGACAAUCAGUCUCUUGAAAAUCAGUUUGGACAAUGCACUGAGGACUAAAUGAAAGUUUUCUUAGUUUCCUGAUUCCAGUGCUACACUACUUAUCAAGGAAUGGAGUAGAACAAAUUCUACAGGGUGCCCAGUAAGUCUCAGAUCAGGUAAAAAGCUGAGAAUAGAUCUGUGUGUGGAGGAUCUUCUAUAUGGUUAGUAACACCAAACACAAGAAAUGUUGAUGCACUCCAACCUAACAGAGGAUGGCUGAAAUAAGUUCAGAGGCUUAUGAACCUAACAAAACAAUGUACUGUGUUGAACAUUCUCCCUGAAUCAUAACUGGUAUUAAACCAAACUCAUUCUAUGAUAUAAAAAAGGUUUUGUGAGAGAAAAAAACAAAUCAAAAGAAUGAAAAUGUUUUCACAUGUUCAUUUCCUUCAGUGUUAGAGAGCUUAAUUGCUGUACUUUGUGAUGUCUAGCUAAAGGCCAAAAUGUAAGUAUUUUAAACUACUGGUGCAUUUGCCUUUGGAAGAUAUAAGUUGGUUGAAGAUCGGCUGUCCAUUAAGGGAGUAACUACUGAAGAAUUUGAAGGAGACUUGUACUAAACCUCAAAACAGGCUUUUAAAAUAGUGGUAAGGAUUGGAUUAAGAGCUGCAAAAACAAGGAUGCUUUGGGUUCAACACUGUGGCUAGUGUCUGGUGUGUUAUAAGAUCACACAUUCCUAGGACUCAUUUAAUAUUUAAUGUGGAGAAAAUGUGUGUUAACUCUAACCAUUUGCAGCAUGAUUGAUAUCAAUGUCCUUGGAGUUGCUAUAGUGCCUUAUGGCAGUUUGUGCUGACAGUGUUAUAAAGUCAUCUAUUGGAAAUCUGUAUCCCUAAUAAAAAUCCAUGGGUUAAGUAGCGAUCCAGCACAGGCUGGAAAGCCUCUUGUCUUCAGUGUUGUUGUGUUAAUAAAUGCCAGUCUGCAACUCUGACUAGCUGCAACAUUUCAGUGUUAUAAAUGAGCCAGUUCAGGAAAUAUUAAAGCAUUUGACAUCAGUGAAGUUGCUGGCUUGCAGUAGCAUAAAAUGACCAAAUUCUGGGAGAUGGAAGAGGUAAGAAAGUGCAAUGUGUGAGGGCUGCAAGUCAUGGGGGGGGGAAUAUUACAGCCCUGGGUCUAUGCCAAGCUUCAUCCAGUUUAUAUGACUGUGUUUUAAAUGGGAUUUAAAUUUAAAUGCAAACAGACCCUUCAUCGUAACGUAGGCUACUCAGUGCUGCUAAAAUAUAUUUAAUUCUGAAAAAGUUUAUUUUCUUUGAAGUUCUCUAGUGUAAUAGGCAGAACUAAGUUAUCAAGUAAAUAUGUUCAUUUUAGAGAUUUGUUUAUUUACAUUUUUUAAACUGACAUGCUUCUAAGUUGCCUAAAAAUGCUUUUUUUGUUAGAGUAUACUGAAUGUUAUUCAGAAUCAGCUUUAGACUUUUUCUGUUUUUGUGGGCCACUGACACAUUUUUAAGAAUAGGUGUGAUUUUUCCCAACAUUGACACAGAUGCGGUUUUCAAGAGCGUUUCGCAUUGGACUAAAUCUUGCUCCCGUUGAUGUCAGUGGAAAAGAGCAGAAUUAGCCACCCUUUUGCCUGUUCUUCCUUCUCUUUUCUUGAUGCUCCUCAGAUAGAAUUUUCUCCGUUCCUUGCUCAAAAAGUGUAAUUCUGUUGUCUUUCGUAACUCCCCUGAAGUCAACUGAAAGUGAACAAAAUUUUAAGGCUGCCUCUCUUGCUUUGGAUGUGCAUGCUCAAAGGCUGUGUUCCUUCAUAAGCUGGUGUGCAUUUCCUUUGCUCUAAUUUUUAGCGAUUAUAAGACUAUCCAGAAGUCCAUGUGACUCCCUUAUUUGCAGUUGAGUAAUCCGAACAUAGAAGAGGUCUCCUGCUCUUUGCCUAAUAAGUUCUCUAAUAAAGUGCCUGUUAUUUUGUAGCAUGAAAUAAAGGAAUAAACAAACUGUUAACAGCCUCUACAAAAAAUUAUGGGGUUGGAUAGGAAAAGCACUUGCUACAAAGGAACCAGGGGAAUUAUGUAUAAGUAUAGCAAUGUUUUAGGCCCCUUUGUUGUAAUUUUUUUCCUAUCAUAUUAAUGCAGCUCAUGUUUAUUAUCCAUCCCUUUAUCUACUUUAUACCAUACUGUGCUGUUGCUUUUGGCGGAAGUCAGAUUUCAGUGAAUGCUUCUUAAAAACAGAUAGCACAACGUGACCCCUGAUAUAACCGCCCCCACCUCAGAUUCUAACUAAAGAUAUUUACAAUUUAUUUAUGAUUAUUCUAGUGUACAGAAUUUUUCAUAAGUUAUGGAGUACGUGUCUUGUGAUCGAGUGGUGUAUUACUUAUUUGAAAACAUUAUGCAAUGUUUAUCUAUAGAAAUGUAAAAAGGAAGUACUGUAUAUUUUGUAACAUAGCUUUCAAAAUUGUGUUUGUAACUGUGUAUACUUCAUUUUACAGAGGUGCGUUAUUUGCUCCACUGUUCAGUUACAUUGUGAUUUGCUGGCAAAGAAGGAACAGAGUGCUUAAAAUAAAGAUGACAGUGUAGCUAAAUACCUUUAUAUUGUGUCUACACAAGGAUAUUGAAUGCUACUUUUUCUAGCCAGAUGUGCAUUUUCUUUAAUGAAUAACUUUUGAGGUACAAGGUUUCUAAAAAAAAAAUUUUAUUUUUUAAUUCUAAAAAUGUUUCUAUCUUUUGACAAUAUAUAGCUUUAUAAUUUGGCAUGAAUAUUCAUCUUGCCCUGAUAUGGUAGGUGCAUUGAAUGUGAAAAUAAAAAUAGUUUAACAUUUUAAACAUUUUUCAUUAUAACUGUUUACUUAUGCAUAAUGGAGGCUGAUGAAAAAUAGUUCUGAACAGAAUAGCUCCCUUUAGAGACAGCAGAGUUUGAACGGUAUGAACUUAUGUAUCAGCAUUGGGCAGGCAAAGGACAUCUCAGGAGAAAUGUGCCUUCAUUCAUACAAGUGAGUAUGCUGCCCAUGAGGCUAACAUAAGGUUCAGGGGAGUUAUGCAGGGCAUGGAUGUUUUUCAGGCAAGUUUCUUUGGGCUGCUGUUAGUGAAAAUCAGGUAUGGAAGGGAAAGGUGAAGAUUUGCCAUAACAUUCUUGGUGCUUAUUUAAUAUUCCACAGUUUUUGGAGUGAUGUUUCUAAAAUAGUCAUACUUAGAUGUGAAAGUACUGGAAAUUGUAAUUCCAGAAUUCCAGCAUACUUCAAUGAAAUUAAAAAGGCACACAAAGCAUUCCUUCACCAAUAAAAAGAGCAGCCAUUUCAGGUACUUGGUUUAAAACUGCCAUCACCCUCCAUUAGCCCUGAAUCACUCUCAGGAGUUAAAGCACAUCAAUGCAAACACAGAUUGUAUCCUCCACUUUAUGUAGACUAUUUUAAAAUCAGGUCUGAAUUUUCACCAAGGGUAAAGUACAGAAAUGCAUUUAAGCCUAUGUUUAACUUCAGGCAUAUGUUUAAGUACUGCACUGAAUACAUGCCUAAACAUUCUUAUAAUGAUAUUUUAUCUAGGUCCCCUAAUUACUGUCUAGCUUAGCUAUUGUUAUCACUGUUCUUCAUUUCUCUUGUUACGCAUUCUACUACUUUUCUCUCUCGACUUCUACACUGGGAGCUAUGGAAGAAUGGAAGUGAUUAAAUAGUCUUUCUCCUGUCUCUCCUAUACGGUUUCAUAAUUCAUGCUUAUCACUGAAGUAUGUAUGAACCUUCCAGUAGUGCAUUAAGUAACAUUGAGCAACAUCUGUCAUUUACUUAUUCAUUCUCUCAUCCUCCCUCUUGGGGGAGAAUUGUGUGUGCAGUGUUGUGUUUUGUUUGCUUUUAAACACACUGCUCUGUGUUUCUCUGGGCUAAUUGAAAUAUGUUCAACUGCAAUUUUCCAUUGGAAGAUGUAGCCUUGUUGAAAUUUACUUCAUGGGAAUAUGUCAAUUUUGACAGUUUUCAAUGGGAAAGUGUUGAAAAGAUUGAUUUACAUUUCCUUGUUUCAAUUAAUUUGAAAUGUAUUAUACUAAAACAAUAGUUUUGUUAAAUAUUAAAUCAUAUAUAUUGUUAAAUACUUACUAUACUGUUUUGACAUUAUCAAAAU